Messenger RNA from Capsicum annuum, 1991 nucleotides. RefSeq names its product AT-hook motif nuclear-localized protein 6. The record is from RefSeq and is a predicted model, not a curated record. Gene Ontology annotation, molecular function: minor groove of adenine-thymine-rich DNA binding. Lineage: Eukaryota; Viridiplantae; Streptophyta; Magnoliopsida; Solanales; Solanaceae. The transcript has 5 exons. Bases 705 to 1730 code for a protein of 341 amino acids.
AGGAAAAUUUCAUUUUCCCCCAAAAUUUUCAAUUUUUUUAUUUUUCCUAUAUUUAAAGGUCCAUUAAUCAUUAAUUUACUUUAAUUUCCAAGACGGACGUGAAACCAUUUACUUAAAUGAAGUUAAUACUUUGAAUUUACAAUUUAGUUUAAAAUAAUACUACUGCUGUUAGUUAAAUUUUCCAUAUUUUAAAUUAAAUUACAGAUUUUAUCUUUUUUAUUAUCCAAUUUUCAAUCUUUAUUUUCUUCCUUCAACUUUUUCUAACCAAAACCCUAAUUUCACAACUCCUAAAAAAAAUUAUCAAACCAAGAAAAUUUACACUUUUUUUUUCAUUUCUGAAAAAUUAGUUUUCUUUGAAACUCUGUACUUUGAAGAGAGUAAGUUUGUUUAGUUGGUGUUAAUUUUCUGGGUAUUUUGUUCUGUUGUAUUUUGUAUAGAUUGUAUUUUUAUUGUGGAAUAGAAAUAAUCUUGCUGUUUAAAGUUUUCAGUUCUUGCAAAAAAAAUUAUUCUAAGUGCUUAAAAAGGUUUUAGGGGUUUUGGCUUUUCUAGGUAAUUUUGCUCUGUUGUACUUACUUGGUAAAGAUUGUAUGGUUACUGUGUUUUCUUGAUUUUCUGACAUUUCAACCUUUAAAAGAUUUGGUCUUUUGGGAUUUAAGUGCUUAAUAUUUUUCAGUGUUUUAAGGGGUUUACUUGUGAGUAUAUGAAUGGAGGACAAAGAACGGCUUAAUAGUUUUGGGGUUACUGUUAAAGGUAAUGAAACUUCUGAAAAUUACACAAUAGCCCCAAGUAAUGAAACUACCAAUGGAGCAACUACUGCAGUUUUACCUGCAAUGCAAAUGAGUGUGGCAGCAACAUCUACGGAAGUGAAGAAGAAGAGGGGAAGGCCUAAGAAAUAUAGACCAGAUGGUUCUUUAAAUACUGCGUUAUCGCCAAUGCCAAUAUCAGCUUCAAUUCCACUUUCAGGAGAUUUUUCAGGUUGGAAAAACAGUGGAAGUCACCCCGUGGAAUCUUUUCAGAAGAAGCAGAAGUUUGAUCUUGCAAUUCCCGGAGAAAGGGUGGCGUAUUCUGCUGGUGCAAAUAUAUCAUCGCAUGUGGCAUACUCUGUUGGUGCAAACUUUACACCACAUGUGAUUACUGUUAAUGCUGGCGAGGAUGUCGCAAUGAAAAUUAUUUCAUUUGCUCAACAAGGGUCUAGAGCUAUUUGUGUGCUGGCUGCCAAUGGUGCAAUUUCAAAUGUUACACUUGGUCAGCUAAAUUCUUCUGGUGGAACUUUGACCUAUGAGGGUCGUUUUGAAAUUCUUUCUCUGUCAGGAUCAUAUAUGUCUAGUGAUAACGGAGUAACAAAAAGCAGAUCUGGUGGGAUGAGUGUGUGUCUCUUGGGCCCUGAUGGUCGAGUUAUUGGAGGUGGACUUGCAGGUGUGCUGAUGGCAGCUGGUCCUGUACAGAUUGUCGUUGGAAGCUUUAUUCCUGGUCACCAGGGAGAGCAGAAUCCCAAGAAGCAGAGGUUCGAGCAUGCAGCUACUUUCGCUGCUGUUCCUGCAACUCAAACUUAUGAAGAACGAACUGACGGGGCUUACACUGGGCCAAGUACUAAUUUUACUUCUCCGACUCCCUUCCCUGGAGAGAACACGGUAUCAAUGAACUCCAUACAUAGCUCAAGAAUCUCUGCUUUAGAAAACAAUAUUUCUAUGCCUGGAGAGGAGUUGAAUGAGCGAAGUCCAUCACCAUAAUUAAUCUGAUGUUGUAUUAUGGUGUAUUCCUGUACCUUACCGGCUUAUUUUUGGCCUAUCUGGAACUUAAGGCGUACCAUCCCUUUGCGCCACAAAUAUUAAAGACAGACUUCCGUAGGAUCUACUAGGGCAUUAUUUGCUCCAAUUUAACCUAGAAGUUACACGCUUUUUGUAGUUUGGCUUUGGACUUUCAGCCAGUAGAAGCUGUUAUAUUAGUAUAUUACUGUUCUGUGGUGUGAUAUUGAAAAUUUUGCAUGGCAA